AUGGUUACACUUGCCAAGGGAGCACCAGAGGACCAUCAGCUCAAACCCUCAAGGAGAGUUACGUUUACUGCGACAUCCGGCCCGCGGACUCGUUCCCAGGACGUCUUUCCAGCAAGCCAGCGAGGCUUGAACCCCGAAGAAGAGACCGUGAAUGCGGCUACUAUGAGCUUCCUUCAGGCGUUGACACUAAAAACGCCCGGCAACGACAGCCGGUGGCUGAUGAGACGUCUCGCCCUUAAAGCCAGGUUUAGAUCGGGCUCCUAUGAAGCCCGCACCGAUGGCUAUCUUCAGUCCAAGCGGGGAAACCAGAAGUUGCAGGCUAUUGUCGAAGUUAAGGCAAAAAAGCGGGGGAAGGCCCGAUAUGACACUUCCAGGCCGGACCAAGACGAAAUUUACCUGACGUUCGCGUCAUACGACCAGUCAGUCGUACUUGAACUAUCUGAAGACUGGGGCGCGAACUCGCAGCUUCCUCAGAAUGGAGUCAUAUGGCCACUGGAACCAAUCUUGCCCGGGAAGGAGCUGGAAACAUAA
Rasamsonia emersonii CBS 393.64 is the source of this 531-nucleotide messenger RNA. RefSeq lists its product as uncharacterized. Lineage: Eukaryota; Fungi; Ascomycota; Eurotiomycetes; Eurotiales; Trichocomaceae. The transcript has 4 exons. The record is from RefSeq and is a predicted model, not a curated record. The coding region runs from base 1 to 531 and encodes 176 amino acids.